UGGUGACCGUAAGGCAAUUUUCCUUUAACUGGCGCAUAUUUAACAAACUAUUUCGUAGCGUGUAUGAAACGUUAACAGCAAUAUGACAAGUUUAAUGGAAUUAAUAAGACGACUGCAUGAAGAACGACUGUUUAUUAAAUCUGAGCAGGAUGCAGUUUGGAAACUAAAUGAUGAAGUUCGAUCACGUGUGGAAGCAUUAUCGCAUACAUACUGGGUAACGAGGCAACAUUACUUGAAUCUAAGCCGCUUAAUUGUCAACAGUUCACAAGAAACACCAGCUUUAUGCAAUCGCCGAUCAAAACAGUUGGACAACAUUGAGUUUGUUGAUGGAUAUAAAGAACUUGGUUACCAGGAGUCCAUGUACUCACAGUUUAUUGAAGCCUUUAUUAACAAUCCCACAUUCGCCGCUGCAUGUUUGGCUUAUGGAGAUAAACUUGGGUUAGAUUCCACAUCUGAUGUAGCCAGGACCAUGGUUAUGGGAUGCUAUGGUAAUAAUAUGGUUGCAGAUGAUCACAGGCAAUUACUUGAGUUGAUUGAAACAUUGAUGUUGCUACAACUUGCCACUAUUGAACAACCAAGCAGAUUGCUACAAAAAGGAACAUCAGCUUUCUGCACAGUGUUCAAACUUUUUGCUGAAUCCUUAUGGUCAGGAAAACUGUUUCUUAUGUCUGCGUUACACCAACCAAUAAUGGAGAUCAUUAUGGAUCACGAACUAUUCCUUGAAACAAACCCACAAAAAGUUCUAGCCCGACUCAGCUCCAAUGAGAUUGCUAAAAGGUUUGGGAGCCAAGAUACCCCUGCGUUUCAGGAAAAACUGAAGCAGCAUGUUGAACGAACAGAGCAAGCAUUGAUUGACAUUUGUUCUUCAUUUGUUGAUAGUUUGUUACAAACUAUGACGUGCUUCCCACAAAGCCUGAGGUGGAUUAUAUCGAGGGCGUUUCAUAUUGUGAAAGACGCAGGUGUUGUAUCAGAAUCUGAAGCAAGAUCAUUAAGCGCUGAUUUUCUUCUCCAUCAGUUUGUUUGCCCAGCUAUUGUUAACCCUGAAUUAUACGGGGUAACGGGGGAUGUUCCACUAAGUGAUCUAACAAGGUUUAACCUAAUGCAAGUUGCUCAGGUAUUACAAGUGAUGGCACACUGGAAUGAAACUUCCCAACAAAAUGAUUCGUUUUACUCAAAGCUAGACAAGGGCCCAAUGAGAAGGUUAAUAGAUGUUGUGAUUAGCCCAAGCAACCAAGAUUCAACGCCUGACAAUAUAGUUAGCCAACACACUCACACUAAUCGAUCGGUAUUCAUCACAAUUAAACAACUGGUGCAACUUAUACAUUUCCUUAAUGAUCUGCAGAAAUCUGACGUACGAGGCGUGGACCAAUCAACCCUUGCCGAGAUCUUGAAUCAUCUCCCCGACAAUCCACCUGCAAGUGUUGUGAAGGAGAUGCAAAGUAAUGUCCAACCACCUGACGAUAAUGCUGCAUCUCGUGGCAAUGGUAAUUCUGGUUAUCUUACACCAUCUGGGGGAUCAGCUGGUGACUUACAAGGCAUGAAUAACUCAGGGAAUCUUACUCCAGCUAAAAAGAUAUUUUCAAAAAGUACAAAAAUAAAGAAUCGAUCACCAAAACGAGAUGAAAGUUUAGAAGUGAAUGAAGAUAUUGCAGCCGGAGAUGUUUCUUCUAAUGGUAACAACACCCAACCUGAUACUAUGGGUGUUGUAUUAGUGAUGUCACUUAGUAAUAGUGGACCUGAUCAACAACCUGGGACUCUGGGCGAAGCUGAGGUAUUAGAACUACAAGCCACCCAAACCCUCCCACCCAAUGUAUCAACCAUUGAAGCUGCUUCAUUGGACGAUGCUUCACUAACUGAGGCUGACGGGCUGGAAAAAAGGUCGCGAUUCUCACUUUAUUCUGGAGGCUCGGACCUUAGUGAGGUUGGUGAGGAGCUUCCAACUGAGGAUGGAAUCUCCAGGACUUCCGGAUCAUCUUCCAUUGAUCUUGAUCAGCAGGAGGAAGCAGCUGUGGAUGAUACAAGCAGCUUCCAUGCUAUUAGCUCGCAUGGAAACCAGGAUGAUGAUGAUGACGGUGGUGACCAGGAGAGCGUAACGCACGCAAACAACGACGAAGCUUUAAAAGCUUUAAGGAGAAAACUACCAACCUCACGUGAGAGCAUCGAAGACAAAAUGCGAAAGUUCGAAAUCCGUCAAGAACUUGGGGUUCGUUUCGCGGACCCGGGUGUAACUGACCCACGAAGGGAUGAACCAGGGAACCAACCGGCCCCCGUGGAUGCGCGCAGCGACACAUGGAGCAUGGAUGUUUAUGCUUCGGACUCUGAAGCUCCUGCUGAACAGGAUUCGCAGUCGGAAAGAUUGGAUGAAAUAUCAGAGGAUCCUCCAGGAAGGUUGAGACCAAGCAACAACGGGAGCAUCAGCUCCUUCCUUGCUCUUGCUCGUGACGAAGAUUCAAGGAGUGAUGUAUGGAGUGUGGAGGUGCUGCCUAGCGACAGUGAACCUCCGGACAUUAGAUCAGAGGAUCGGCUGCAGGAGCUUGAAUCGGAGACGGGGACUGCUGCAUCUGAAGAUGUGAUGGAAGACAACAGAUCACGUGCGAGUACCCCAGGAUUAAGCGCGGCAUCCGGGUUUAGUGGAGUAUCGGGUCUAAGUCUUGUAUCUGAUAAUAUUCAAGCUAAAGCAAGUGACGAGCAAUGGAGUCAUUAUGAUCGUAGUUAUGGAAAAUGUCCUUCUAGUAUUAGUCCCGAUGCUGAUGACCUGAUUAACAGAGGAGGGGGGUCUGGGGAAAGCAGUCACACUGGGGGAGGGGGAAGUUCUAACAGUAGUGAGCCUGAUCGUGCUGUGCCGUCAUCAUCCAGUGCUUCCGCAUCACCAAGGUUGGCUGCCAACCAAUCUCCUUUAUUGAUGUCCUCGCGAGCAGAUGGCAACAUCCGGACUUCCGCAUCGUUUGAUGCGAAAAGAGUAGAGAAGAGCGUGGCGUGGAACAUUCCGAAGCAAGAGGACGCUCCGGAUAGCGGGAGUUCUCCAAUGGACUUUGAACACAUCAAUACCAUCAAGAGGAGUCCUUACAAGAAGUCUAGUAAAGAUUCUCGGGAUAAUGCAUCUUUCACCCCACCACCGAGGCCCCCACCCCCACAACAUAAAAACAACCCCACUCCCACCCAACCCUUCACCCCUGAAGUAUUACCCCAACCCCCACCCAUGCAAACCAGCAAGAUAGUUGCAUGGGAUGAAACACCAGAUAAUAAACCAACGGACAAACCUCUACAAACUGUCAAUCAUAACCAGGACUCUCCCUUUGUAGUGGUUAACACACACCCCACUCAUGAUGAUGUGCUAAGUACAUUUGAUCCACUCAGCAAGAAUAAUUCAGCCAUUCCUAAAAUUAACAUGGAUUCUUCACAAAACCAAACAGAUGAGCAAGAAAAAGUCCCAGAGAUAAAACCAUCAGAUACAGGAGCUGCUACAACCGAUAGGCUUGUUAGUGUCAAUACAGCAAACAACCAAAGCACCUCCGCACCUCUUGCCACGAAACCAGAAGAAGGUAACAAUGAAAAUAAACCACAUAAGAAUAACUUACCACAAGGUGCAAGGCCCAAGGAACCAAAUGUACAGGAUGGUAGGAACAAACCACUGGAUCGCAAGAAAUCUUGGUGGAAAACGAACCGAUUUCCGAGCUUUGCGAAACGCAAGGGUGGGUUACCAAGGUUAAAUGGGGGAUAUGAUGGGACGGCAUCGUCAAGCUUUUAUAAUGCAGGAUCUUCACUGGAAAAAGAAAUUCAACUGAAUGAUUCUGAAUUAAGCUCCCCUGGUGAAGACAUCUUACAGAAGUAUCGACAGAAAGUAUCGAACCAACAGAAUGAGAAUGGAGCAGGGGAGCCUGGGUUGGAUCCUGGUAUCUACUCAGGGGAAUCACCUGACCACCAAAAUAUAAGCGGAUCCACAGCAACUGAUGUUCAAUCCCCACUAAGUGACGAUACUGUGACAACUGCAACCCGUGGCGCGUCAUCCAAUUCCUCAUACCACGGCACGUGGCAUGGGACACAUGACAUCAAAUCUCGUGCCACGCCGGCUACAUGUCCCAUGGCUAAGGGAGAAUCGAAAGAAGACACGAAGAGAAAGCUAAGGAAAGCCCUCUCCUUGACCGAACCACCCCCUGAGCCCCCGUCCCCCGCCCUACUUCUACUUGGGGUGAUGUCUCCCAACUCAUCUGAUGCUUUAUUUGUGGAGAAAAGAGGGGGGAGGAAAAACGAUCGGACAAAUCAGAAAGAUCACUUGAUGUCUUUUCUCCGUGGAGCGCAUGCUGAAGCCCUCAUGCUCCACGAUAGAUCAAGGAUUGCUCAUCUUGAUGAAGUGUUAAGGAGCAUCUCCCAACUUGAUGAUGCGGGAUGCAGGGCCAUCCUCCAGAGCAUGUGGAAUGAUUGCAACCACCGUUCAUCAUACGCAGCUUAUUUAAUACGAGCACGACAACAUCUGUUAUCGACGUCAUCGUAUCUACAACACAUGACUACGUGUGCUGAGAUGGAUAAAACAAUUUGCAGGAAAUUCUUCACCUCCCAAUGCGUUCGUAUCUUCCUCAAAGAGAAGGAAAAAGUGGUUUGGGACUUUAGGAAUAGUUUCAUGAGGUUAGGAGCAUCAGAUGAGAAGGUAUCACUUGUUGGUUCGUUUUUAUCGUGGAUCAACUCGAGGAUGGGAGAGGAUCGGAUAUGGGAAGGCGCAAGUGACGAGCAAAUGCUUGAAGCUGAAAGUUGUGUUGAACGCAUCAUCUUCACUUACAUAGAUAAACACGCCAUGUUUCCUAAUGGAGAUGGAGACUUACUUAGAGAUCAGCUGUUCCAUCAACAUAUUUCACGGCUCUCAGCUGUUCUAACACCUCUCCAUCCCUCCCUGCAAGUUCGACGCAAAUAUCUCAAAGAGAGUCCGUGGUUAUCUGCACAAAGAGAAGCGAGGAUGUUAUCUGCUCAUAGAUCUCCUCGUGGGAAGCUGGAUGCUGCUCUCCGAUGUUGCAGAGCGGUGAUGCAUCUUCUUAAACUUGCAGAUGAAAGUGAAGCUCCCGGUGCCGAUGAUUUCACUCCAGUGCUUGUGUUUGUAUUGAUCAAGGCAAACCCAGCCCAUCUACUUUCAACAGUUCAAUACGUUACCAGUUUCGUGGGCGAUCAACUAACGGGCGAGGAGUCUUACUGGUGGAUGCAAUUCACGGCCGCUACUGAGUUUAUUAAAACUAUCGACGAAAGAAAAUAAAUUCCGAAUUUAAAAAAAAUCUAUUUUUAUUUUUUUCAAAAUUUUUAAAUCAUUUCUAUUUUUGUUGUAAUUUGUUACUGAAACGGUCAAAUCGAAAUAAAUUGAAACUCCAUCGGUGCUGGUGAAGCAUGCACCUUAACGUUGCACUUUAUAAUAAACUACGACUACCAACAUAUAUUUUACUCUUCUUCGUAUCGUGCGUACUCAAUACAAUUUGUUUCAUCAAAAA
Messenger RNA from Ciona intestinalis (vase tunicate), 5468 nucleotides. The record is from RefSeq and is a predicted model, not a curated record. NCBI's taxonomy places the organism in Eukaryota, Metazoa, Chordata, Ascidiacea, Phlebobranchia, Cionidae.